Messenger RNA from Parastagonospora nodorum SN15, 237 nucleotides. RefSeq lists its product as hypothetical. Lineage: Eukaryota; Fungi; Ascomycota; Dothideomycetes; Pleosporales; Phaeosphaeriaceae. The transcript is spliced from 2 exons. The record is from RefSeq and is a predicted model, not a curated record. Bases 1 to 237 code for a protein of 78 amino acids.
AUGAGAUACUCCGCUGCCAUUGAGGCUGUUGACGCCGUUGCCGUUGGGGCUCGACAGUCCAAUGACAAGCACAAAUUCCCAGCGAGUGUUCCUUCCAGACCUACCGCUGAGAAAAUGAAAGCCUAUUGUGACCUCGUUGCGUCAAAGGGUCUCACUGCCAAAGGCCAUGACCAACGCGUCGACACAGUACGCAAAGAGGAAAAAUCGUGUGUGGUCCUAUCGCAAUCGCCUGAUUGA